Molecule: messenger RNA, 1637 nt
Organism: Schizosaccharomyces japonicus yFS275
Lineage: Eukaryota; Fungi; Ascomycota; Schizosaccharomycetes; Schizosaccharomycetales; Schizosaccharomycetaceae
Product: sphingosine hydroxylase
Exons: 2
Coding region: 203-1150 (315 amino acids)
Biological process (GO): mannosyl-inositol phosphorylceramide biosynthetic process; lipid metabolic process; mannosyl-inositol phosphorylceramide metabolic process
Cellular component (GO): membrane; endoplasmic reticulum membrane
Molecular function (GO): fatty acid 2-hydroxylase activity
Source: RefSeq, a predicted model, not a curated record
GCGAUAAUUCCACUCCCAAACCCCACUACUUAGAGUUCGCCGCUUCCGUCGUAAGGGGUCUAAUAUAGCCGCAUUGUCCGUAUUUAACCUGUCAACUCCCAAACACGCACACAGUUAUCAAUUAAAGAAGUGGUCUUUAAUUAGUGCUGGUUUUGGGCUUAAUUCUCUUAAUUCUUGCUGUAUUUUACUUGUACUAUUAGUUAUGACUGAAUCUAUUGAAGAAGUCCGUAAGCCUGGAGGCGCCCAGGAAACGAUUGAAACGAAAAGGAUUGUUGUUCAAGAGUUUGUCUCUGAAACUCCAGUUUCGAAUAGAGAUUUGAACAAGAAACUCGUGGACCAAAACAUAGGAGAGGGCUAUGGAAAUGAAUUUAAAGUGAAGGCUACUGAUCUGGAUAAGGAUUAUGCCAAAAAUCACUUCAUUGAUCUGAGAAAGCCAAUGCUUCCACAGAUUCUAUUCAAUUCUAACCUAACAAAGGAGGUGUAUUUGGACCAAGUUCAUCGACCUCGUCAUUAUCGAGGCUCCGGCUCUGCUCCAUUGUUUGGCAAUUUUUUGGAACCUCUUAGUAAGACUGCCUGGUAUGUAAUUCCCUUGGUAUGGGGCCCAUGUGUUGCCUUCGGCAUACAUUACGCUAGUCAAGGAAUGGCUAAGCCUGCUUUAAUUGCCUCGGUCUGUUUUGGUCUGUUCUUAUGGACAUUAAUUGAAUAUCUAAUGCAUCGCUUUUUGUUUCAUUUGGACGAGUACACUCCCGAUCACCCUGUGUUUUUAACAAUGCAUUUCUUGUUCCACGGUGUUCACCACUUUUUGCCCGCUGAUCGUUAUCGUCUUGUUAUGCCCCCAGCCCUUUUCGUUAUCCUUGCUACGCCUUGGUUUCGUCUAGCAUUGGCUUUGUUCCCGUACUAUAUGGCGGUCGCCGUUUUCAGCGGUGGUGUUAUGGGCUACAUUUUCUACGACCUAACUCAUUACUUCCUUCAUCAUCGCCGCAUGCCGGGUACUUACUUGAAGCGCCUAAAGACCUGGCAUUUAGAUCACCAUUACAAAAACUAUAAGUCGGGAUUUGGUGUCACAAGCUGGUUUUGGGAUACUGUUUUCCAUACUGAAGGUCCGUCCUUUGCUAAAUUCGCAAAGACGGGAAAAGCAGUUUCCAAUUAGGAAAUUGCUCGAUAUUUGGCGUUUAUACUCUUUUAUCCUUUUUUGACGGGAACCUUUAAGUACCAUUCUUAUUAAAAAAUGGAAGAACGGCAACGAGCCUUGGAUUGACUUCCUCGAACUUGUUCAGUUACUCUUUGUAACAUUAUAUCUCUUCUUUCUUCUUGGAAGGAAGGAGUUCUUUGUCGGUCUAUAAUGGGACAUUUGUCCCUGCGAGACCGCACUGUACUUUUUAAAUUUCUUACGUGCUCUAAUUCUUUGUAUUCUAUAUCGUCUUCUUUAACAAGGCCAUCCGGCUCACUACUCCUCUUCAACCAUUCAAAAAUAGGAGAUUUUCAUUGAUUUUUUUGCUCCAUAUUGUCGACUUUUCUCUGUAACGGCAAUACAUAUCAAUUCAACACUGAUUUUAUCCUAAUUGCUGUGAAAUACCAUCUCUAAAAGUAUAAUUGUUUUCGUUUGUGUUAUGUAGUUGUUAAUGUUCGUGCCUCAA